Messenger RNA from Gadus morhua (Atlantic cod), 3963 nucleotides. RefSeq names its product sodium/potassium/calcium exchanger 3. The coding region runs from base 714 to 2495 and encodes 593 amino acids. The record is from RefSeq and is a predicted model, not a curated record. Gene Ontology annotation, cellular component: plasma membrane. NCBI's taxonomy places the organism in Eukaryota, Metazoa, Chordata, Actinopteri, Gadiformes, Gadidae. Gene Ontology annotation, biological process: calcium ion transmembrane transport; intracellular calcium ion homeostasis. The transcript has 17 exons. Gene Ontology annotation, molecular function: calcium channel activity; calcium, potassium:sodium antiporter activity.
GACUAAAUAUAAGUGUUUCUCGAAUUCAGGAAUUUCAUUGCUGUUGCUUUAAUGGUUGUGAAUAUGAUAAAUAGACCAUCUUGAAAAACCGUCACAUCCUUUGUUUAAAAAUGAUGUAUCUUAUCUUACAAUUAAGGCAUAAAAAUGUACUACCGGUCCUCCAAAUAUUUUUAAUGAAUAUGUCGGAUUGCCAGUCCUUGGAACAAAACAGGUUGGGAACCCCUGCACUAAAGCACACAGCCGCCUCGCGCCCCACCCAGAUCAAACAAGUCGCGGCUGCCCGGCAGAGAACAGCCCCCCCCCCCCCCUCCUCGUGACCCGCGCAUCACGGAGGAGGAGACAGGAUCAGAUCAAAGGAAGCGGCAGAGCCUUGGCGAUCCUCGCGUGCGUUCCCGUGCCCGUGUCUUGGCCCGCGGAACGUCUUUCAGCUCGGGGGACCCUGUGGGCAUCCUCGCUUGGGUGUCGUCGGCGAGACCGGAUAUCAGAGGAGAUGCUGAGAUGCUGUCGAUAACCCGCAAUUAUCUACCUCGCGUGGAUGAAGCCCGGUUGUGAUAAACAGCUGCUCGUGCGAACAGGGACAACAUUGACUUUCUUUGUUUUUUUAUUUAUCAAGAACGACUACUCAAAGACCCGGGCUGAUCCACCGCUUCCAUGGCGUCCGGCUGUGACAUGUUCUGAGCGGAGGCUCGGGGAGAUCGGCGGCGCAAGGCAAGAUGAAGGCGCCAGGGAGAGCGAGGCGCACGCGGCUCCUCCCGCGGCUGUGCGUCUGCGGGCUCGCUCUGUUGGCCGCCACCUGGCUCGUGCAUUUGUUUAAUGUGACAGGUUCAGAACGAACGUAUGCGGACAGCGUCCGACUGUGGUCCAGGAGGGAGCUGAACCCGCAGGACACAGAGCCGGACAACCAGACCUCCAGCACUCCCAGAGCGGCCAUACACGAGUUCCCUGAAGACGUUUUCACUCCCAAACAGAGGAGGCAGGGAGCGAUCCUUCUUCAUGUCCUGUGUGCUGUUUACAUGUUCCAUGCUCUCGCCAUCAUCUGCGAUGACUAUUUUGUGCCGUCCCUGGAAAAGAUAUCAGAGAAUCUUCAACUCAGUGAAGAUGUUGCCGGGGCAACCUUCAUGGCGGCCGGGAGCUCUGCCCCUGAGCUCUUCACCUCACUGAUUGGCGUGUUUAUCACCAAAGGGGACCUGGGAGUCGGCACCAUCGUGGGAUCCGCUGUUUUCAACAUCUUGGUGAUCAUCGGGAUCUGUGGGAUCUUCUCCGGGCAGUCCAUCAUUCUGAGCUGGUGGCCUCUGUUCCGGGACUCCGUCUUCUACAUCUUGUCCAUACUGGUGCUCAUCAUGGUGAUCUACGACGAGAAGGUCCAAUGGUGGGAGUCCAUUAUCCUGAUCUCUAUGUAUGGGAUCUACAUCCUCAUCAUGAAGUUUAACCGGGCGCUGUGCUGCUGGGUGGAGGGCCGCUGUAGCCGGGGCGGUCAGGCGUGUCUGAGCAGCCUGCGCCGGACCACCGCCGUGGGCCACGCCGGGGACUGCGACACUGACAUGGUCCCGCUCAAACCAGACGCCUGCACCGUGGGGGUCCAGGACGCCCCGCCCGGGACGGCUGACGAGACCCUGCACCAGCUCUCCUUCUCAGAGAGACAGAGGUUGAUCCAGGCUCGGGGGUUGGAGGACGACCCGGCAGUGGGGGAGGAGAUUGGCGGCGGCGACGGAGGGCCGUGGGCCAAUGAGAAUGGGGGAACAAUGGAGGGCGAGAGACAACCCCUUGAAGUUGAGAGAGAGAGAGUGAGAGACAGGGAGAAGGAGGGGGGAGUGGGGGGAGAGGGGGCGGGUGGGGCGCAGCUUAAAGAGGAGGAGGAGGAGGAGGAUGAAGAGGACGACGACGAAGAGGAGAACGUCCCCUUCAUACCAUUCGCCUGGCCAGAGGGAUGGUGUGGGCGGCUGCGCUGGCUGGGGGCCUGGCCCAUCAACCUCGUGCUCUACUGCACCGUGCCCAACUGCCGGCGGCCUCGCUGGAGGCGCUGGUACCUGCUCACCUUCCUCUCCUCCACGCUGUGGAUCGCCUUCUUCUCCUACCUCAUGGUCUGGAUGGUGACGGUGGUCAGCUUCACGCUGGGGAUCCCCGAGGUGCUGAUGGGCAUCACCUUCCUGGCCGCAGGGACCAGCGUCCCCGACUGCAUGGCCAGCCUCAUCGUGGCCCGGCAGGGUAUGGGAGACAUGGCCGUGUCCAACUCCAUCGGCAGUAACAUCUUUGACGUGCUGCUGGGUCUGGGCUUCCCCUGGGCGCUGCGGACCCUCAUAGUGAACUACGGAUCAGUGGUUUACAUCAACAGCAAAGGUCUGGUGUACUCGGUGAUUCUGCUGCUGGCCUCAGUCAUACUGACUGUGCUCAGUGUCCACCUGAACCACUGGAGGCUGGACCGGAGGCUGGGCCUCAGCCUCAUCAUGCUGUACGCCGUCUUCCUGCUAUGCUCCGUCGGCUUCGAGAGGCUCUAGAGAGCCAAGCACACACGCACACACACACACUGAGAAACACACAACUUUGUUCACAUCGUCAUAAACAUCUCAAAGUAUCGCAGUGUUUGGGGGCGGGAAAACAGGUUGUAUUUGUGGUGAAUCACGAAAGGUGUGUACUGUUAUUCCCCUGGUGCAGUAAUUCACACUCACUAGUACAUUCUGUUUCUCAGACACACACACACAGUUACUGUACCCCAUGCUGCAAACAGUGAUCCAGUAAAAAGGAAGUCAAGUCUGCUGCGUUUUGCUAUAAGAUUGUAACGUCCCACUGGCUGCACUUCUUUACCUUUGAUACCGUCAGUAUUUUGCAGUUUUAUACCAAACACCUCCAGCCCACAUGUUGUGCCGUUAACAAACGACUUUGAAACAAAACAAACAUAUUAAAAAUUGACUUUGUAAUGUACCAUUUCCACUGCCCUUUAGUGCAAUACGUUGUUUCAGAUGUCGUGAUUAAAAAUGGAAACAUGACAACGAUUGUGAUGACCAGCAACCAAGCAAUGACUUCCUCGGUCCUCAUAGAUGAUAUGCGUUUCUUCCUGUGUGUAUCGUGGCUUUCUGGUUGUGGGGUUGGUUUAUGUACAAGUUAUAUUGUAGACAUGUUGAAUCAAGCCUUUGUGUGUGUUCCUGUACGAUGUAGCAUGGCUAAUCCACACCGAUAAUUGCACUACCACACCGUGCUCUCUUGUAAUUAAAACACAAAUCCCAAUUUAUUUGUGAAAGCUUCAAAGCAUUAAAAAAUAGAUUUUUAUUUUGGGGGAAAUAUCCUUCCUUUGAAUGUCAGUGGGGAAAUACUUGGGUGUUCGUCUGUAUGUGAAAUAAAACAAAUUGUACGUUUCCCCUGUUUUUCUUUUCAUUUCCCAGUGAAACUCAAGAAAUUAAACAAAUAUAUCCAACGACUGACUGCAGAGUUCACUGGCCUUAUCCUACUUUCAUUGCAUGGUAAUAGCUUAAUUGGACAUGGAGAUAAUGGCAAACCAAUGAACUUGUUUUAAAUUUAGCUUAACUGUUUAACUUUUUUUUUUUUUUUUGGAUUGUACUCUGUGUAGUUUUUAAUAUGAGCUAUUCUCUUUAUGGGAGAAAGCAAUUAUUUUUCAAUCCUUUUUGAAUGGAUGUGUUGACUUUGAAGACCUCUAAAUCUUCCCCUUGUGGUAGCUGUCCAUCUCCUUUUGGUCGAGUCUCUUCACUAAAUCUCUGCUUGGACGCAGUAUCCUCAAAGUUGGGCCACUAAAAAAGUGGCUCUAGUUUGUUCAAUAUGCAUUGAUUCACUCGGUUAUACACAAAGAAUACAAAUCAAAUAACUGCACAACCACAUGUUCUUCAAAUACAUUGUGAGAUUUUUAUUACACUUGAGCGUCAUCAGUUUUCAUACCAAAAAAUAAAUGUAAAAAAAAAAAGAAAUAACACAAGAAAUUAUAUCAUGGAACCGUUACAAGGACUCAUAAUGGAG